This is a messenger RNA of Phyllotreta striolata, 3403 nucleotides long. The record is from the annotation of a GenBank genome assembly. Lineage: Eukaryota; Metazoa; Arthropoda; Insecta; Coleoptera; Chrysomelidae.
GUCAAUUUGUGCUUGUCAUUUCGUAAACGUCAAUAUUUAGAAGAAUGAUUUUUACGUAAAAUAAUGUGUUAAAAUCGCGUAUACUCCCCCGGUCAAUUAGAAUAACUAACGAAUAAAAUAUCAUUAAUUGUAAUGCACAAUUAGUAAAAUCCGAGUCAUGGCUGAUUUGAUUCGUACGAAUAGCGGACAUCACAAUACUGGUAUACAAAGAGAUAAACUCGGCUCACCUAGCACAGGAAGUGAUGAUGGAAACGAACCAGAGACCCAAGGACCUAUUAAACCGGAACAAGAAGAGCCCGAUCUCGGAGACAGCGCUCAUUACGCACCUUCAGAAACCCGUUGGUACCAUGGCCGGUUAGACAGAUUUCAGGCCGAAGAAAGGCUGUGGCAAUGCAACAAACUGGGAUCUUAUUUGGUCAGGGAAAGCGACAGAAAACCCGGCAGUUACGUUCUGUCUUACUUGGGUAGAACGGGGAUGAAUCAUUUUAGAAUAACUGCAGUCUGCGGUGACUUUUACAUCGGUGGACGUCAGUUCGUUUCUUUGAACGAUCUGGUGGGAUAUUACACUGAAUGCAGCGAUUUGUUGAAGAGGGAGAGGCUGGUGCAUCCCGUUGCACCGCCCGAGCCGGUCAACGAUAAAAAAAGAGUCGUUGCUAUAUUACCGUAUACAAAAAUGCCCGAUACUGAUGAAUUGACGUUCAAAAAAGGCGAUAUUUUUUUUGUCCACAACGAUAUGGGUAACGGGUGGUUGUGGGUAACGGCUCACAGAACGGGAGAACAAGGGAUGAUAUUUAGAGAAUUAGUGGAAGACUUGGAUGAUAGUAUCGAUCCCAACACGGUAUUUCCUUGGUUUCAUCCGAAUUGCACCAAAAAUGAAGCCGUCGAUCUCCUCGUCAAAGCCGGUCCUGGUAGUUUCUUAGUAAGACCAAGUGAUAACUCUCCCGGGGAUUAUUCUUUAUUCUUCCAUAUCAACAAUCAAAUUCAACGAUUUAGAAUCGAAAAGAAAGGCGUUAGAUACCUUAUGGGCGGUAGAAUAUUUGAAUGUUUAGACGCAGUCAUUAAUAGGUAUAGAAAGGAACAAAUCGUGGAAGGAUAUACUCUUCAACAUCCUCUCGUCGUCGACGGCUCGAAGGAAUUAGAAUGGGUGCCGGAAAAUCAAAAGGCCAAAUCCGAAGCGGAAAAAAUCUACGCCACUCUGAGAGAAUGCAGAGACCAAGCGGGCUUGAAGAAAAUGAGAGGCAUCAAACACCAAGGCUACCUGCACAAAAAGUCUGACAAGGCCGCCAAGAAAUGGAAAUUGCUCUAUUUCGUUUUGUUGGUCGACGGCACCGACACCCACCUCUAUUUAUACGAGAAUCCGAAACGGACGAAACCGAAAGGCUUAAUCGACUUAUCCUGUACUUAUUUGUACCAGGUUCACGAUAGUCUUUGGGAACGAUCGCACUGUUUGCAACUAGUCGAACGCGCCUUACCUUGCCUGGCGACCGUAACUCACCUGGCAGCUCGCUCCACCGAAGACUGCCAAGAGUGGAUCAACGCCUUGAAACCGCUGUGCACGCCGCAGCUCAGCAAAGCGACGUCCAAAGUGCCGCGAUUAAGGGAGCUCAGGUGUUUGACGUUGCACGUUAUAGACGCCCAUCGUUUACCAUAUAAAUUACUGCCUCAACCGUACGUUACCGUUCAGCUCAAUCAAAUCAGAGUGGCCAGGACGCGGACCAAAUCGGGACCGGAUCCCGUUUGGGACGAGGAAUUCGCUUUCGACGACGUGCCGUGCGAUAUCGUCUCGUUUACGUUGACUGUAUAUAACAAGGGAAAGAAGGGAAAAGACCAAGAAAUCGCCGAGCUCACCGUCGAGCUGUCCGCUUUGGGUAACGGUAAAGAAAUGGAAGAAUGGUAUUCGCUCUCCGGUAUCACUCCUAUGGGUGAAUGGGGUUCGUUGCGGUUGAAAACGAGAUACUUACACGACCUCGUUAUGCCGGCCGAGGAGUACAGCCCGUUGCAGCAGUUGCUGUUAGAACAAGGAUUGAAUUCGGUGAAAAUUUUAGCGGAAAUUUGUCACUCCGACAGAGCGCCAUUGGCCACAGCUCUGUUGAGAGUAUUUAGAGCGGAGGGAAGAGAAACCGAAUUGCUCAGGGAAUUAAAUACAGCAGAGAUAUUAAGGGAAACCGAGACGCCGACGUUGUUCAGGGCGGCUUCAUUGGCGACCACGUUGAUGGAUCUGUACAUGAAAGCGGAGUGCGGAGGGUUCUUACAAGCGGCCGUUUUGGAAACGGUGCUGAGGUUGUUGGAAAGCAAACAAAGCGCCGAAUUGAAUCCGGCUAAAAUGGAGUCUUUGGACGAUGCUUGCAACAACGCUGAAUUUUUAUUGCAAAUAUUAGAUCAGGUAACCCUCAGUAUAUUCAUGUCGCCGGAUGCGUGCCCUCGAUCUGUGAGGUACAUUUGCGGGUGUCUUCAGAAGGCUGUGGUGGCCAAAUGGCCGGACGAGCGGUUCGUUCGAACGCGAGUAGUGUCGGGUUUCAUAUUCCUGCGACUGUUGUGUCCGGCGUUGCUGAAUCCGAGACAGUUUGGGUUAGUAAGCGAACAACCGUCGCCGUCGGCGACCAGGAGUUUGGUGAUGGUCGCGAAAUGUCUGCAGAAUUUGGCGAAUUUGGUGGAGUUUGGUGGAAAGGAACAAUACAUGGAAGUCGUGAAUCCUUUUAUACUGAAAAACAAGGAAAGGAUGGUGGUGUUUUUAGAUCAGCUAUCGAUGGCUGGUGAUCCGGGUGAGCCUCGGAUACUGUCGAAACCAGACACUGCCAAAGAACUAGCCACUUUGCACCAUAUUUGCGUCGCUUAUCUUCCGGAACUGCAAGCCGUGGCGAAGCAAAAUUCGAACAUCAAAACACUGGUAACGGUGACGGAAAUGUUGGCGAAACACAAACAGAAAUAUUCGGAGAUGAUCAGAUAGUAGUUUGGAGGUGAACGUUUUCAUCUCUGUUCGGUAACGGUUUUGGUUUGAAUUUUAGGUAUUGUUUCCCGUUUCUACAGGGUUUUAUUUUUAUUUUUCUAAAUUAAGUACAAUAGCUAGAGUGGGACAAUUAUGACCCUUUUCAUUUUUGGUUUCGAGUAAAGGCAGUAUUUGAUUGACAAUCAAGAAAAAAGAAUACAUAAUGAACACGACUUCCUAAAGUGCCAUUAAACCGACAUUUUCAAUAGGACAAAAAUUAUUUUUCAUGGUUUACUGCCUAGUGAUCUUGAAACCGUUUCAAUACUCAGUUUCGUUAAAAUUGAAUUUUCAUAAAUGAAAAAUUAGACUGCUUUUUGUAUUUUGUUUUUAUAAGACUGGUACUCUUAAGUCAAGUAGGUUUAUUGGGUUAGUAUGUGUUUUUAUAUUCUACGUAGCUUCUUAAGAACCUAAAUGUUU